This is a messenger RNA of Condylostylus longicornis, 2737 nucleotides long. RefSeq names its product carbonic anhydrase-related protein 10 (gene CARPA). The record is from RefSeq and is a predicted model, not a curated record. Gene Ontology annotation, molecular function: zinc ion binding; carbonate dehydratase activity. The transcript is spliced from 9 exons. NCBI's taxonomy places the organism in Eukaryota, Metazoa, Arthropoda, Insecta, Diptera, Dolichopodidae. Bases 583 to 1674 code for a protein of 363 amino acids.
UCUUGUAUAAACGUUGAAAAAAAAAUUAUUUGUUUUGCGUUAUGUUUGAAGCUAUAGUGAACUUUUGAAUAAAAAAACAAAAAAAAAAAAUAAAAAAAUGAACAAAUGAGAUCAGUUUUUUCUUUUCAUUUCUUUUUUUAAUAUUUUAUAAAUUAAUUGAAAAAAUAUUGAAAAAGUGAGAAGAAAUAUGAAUUUGUGUAAGGUGUAAAGAAAUAUGAAUUUGAUUUCAAUAGCGGACUCAAAGUAACGGUAAUGAAUUUAAAGAAAAAGCUACCAACAAUUUUAGAACGAAAAUAAUAAAAAAAUGUAAGGAGGAAACACAGUAGCAGGGUCAUUAAAUAUGUGCAAAAAAGAAAGUUAAUGAAAAUUUAACACAAAAAAAAAAAUAAUUAAGAAAGAAGGAAAAUAAGUAAAAAUUUAAAUGUUUAAAUUUUGAUUAAUAGACUAAAAGUAAAAAAUAAAAAAAUAGCAAAUUUAAAAUAAAAUAAUUAAAAAAAUAAAAAUAAUAAGGUGCUUGUAAAAGAAAAUUCAUUCAAAUUAAUACGAAAACGGAGAACAAAAUUAGAUUUUGAAACAGCUGAGAUGACAUCAAUGUCAUCAUCAUCUGGAAUGAUUUCAAAGGCGGCAACAUCAAAUUCUGCAUCAUUCUCGUCAAUACAUUUAAUAGCUAUCAUACUAAUUUUAUGCUGUGACGGAAUUAAAGCCAGUUGGGAGGAAUGGUGGACAUAUGAUGGAAUUUCCGGACCAGGAUUUUGGGGCCUUAUAAAUCCACAAUGGAAUAUGUGCAAUAAAGGUAGACGACAGUCACCAAUAGAUGUAGAACCAGAUAAAUUAUUAUUUGAUCCUUAUUUAAGAUCAUUGCAUAUAGAUAAACAUAAGGUCUCAGGCAACCUUCAUAAUACAGGUCAAUCGUUGGUCUUCCGUGUCGAUAAGGAUACAAAACAACAUGUUAAUAUCUCUGGAGGACCACUUGCCUAUCGUUAUCAAUUCGAGGAAAUUUACAUUCAUUAUGGCACUGAAAAUAGUCAAGGAUCAGAACAUAAAAUUCAUGGUUAUAGUUUUCCAGGAGAGAUCCAAUUGUAUGGUUUUAAUAAAGAAUUAUAUCAUAAUAUGUCUGAAGCCCAACAUAAAUCACAAGGAAUUGUUGGUAUAUCAUUAAUGGUUCAAAUUGGUGAAACACCAAAUCCAGAACUUAGAAUAAUAACUAGUGCUUUUAAUAAAGUUUUAUUUAAAGGAAUGUCUACACCAAUUAGGCAUAUUUCAAUACGUUCCUUAUUGCCAAAUACAGAGCAUUAUAUGACAUAUGAAGGAUCAACAACACAUCCUGGAUGUUGGGAGAGUACAGUAUGGAUAAUAAUUAAUAAACCAAUUUAUAUAACAAAACAAGAGCUUUAUCAAUUAAGGCGAUUAAUGCAAGGAUCAGAACAAACACCAAAAGCACCUUUAGGCAAUAAUGCAAGACCAUUGCAACAUUUGCAUCAUAGAACUAUUAGAACCAAUAUAGAUUUUAAGCCGCCAAAGGGCCAAACUACCAAUUGUGCUACAAUGUACAAAGAUAUGUUCUAUAGAGCAAAUAAAUGGCAAACAGAAAUUGGACCAUCGAUGCCUGGCAGUCGAGGAGGUAGAGAUCGAGGUUUUGUAAAUUCAGAUUCAAUUUUUCCAUCAAUACACUAAAAAUUAAAAGAAAAACAUUACACUUAAUAUAAAAUUUAUUUGUAAAUAAAACAUAAACUUAUUUUUUAAGAAAAACUUAAAAAAAAUUAAAAAAAAAAAUUGGUUUAUAAAAAAUAAUAAAAAAAAACUAGAUCGCUUAAAUUAAAAAAAAAUUACAAAAACAAAAAAAAAUUAGAUAAAAAUUAUUUGAAAAAAAAAAAAAUAAUUAAUUAAAAUUAUACGUUAAAAAAAAAUUAUUAAUACUAUAAGGAUGUUGCAUAUAAUGUUUUAUACGGGAAGAAAAAAAAACUAAAAAAACAAAAUAAAAUUUAGAUAUAAAAAAAAAUAUUAAAUAUAAAAAUAAUGGUAAUUUAUCCGAAAUUAGGCCGGAAUUGUUCAAUUAUACGCUGUUAAAUAAUUGUUUAACUUGUAAAGCUUUUAGAUGAAGAACUAAAAAAAAAAAUUUUAAUUUAAGAAAAAAGAAAUUAUUUUUAUUUUGAGCUACAUUCUAUAAAAAUUUCAUUAAAUUGGAAAUUUUUUACAUGAAAUUUUAAUGAAAUUUGGAAUGAAAAUUUGGGAGAGAUACCCGAUGUUUCACUCUCUUUUGCAUUACACAAUAUCAUAAUUCUAACAAGUUGGAAAGGUACUACUUCGCUCGAGUCCAGAAUAGGCAUUGUGCGGUCAUUUAAUAAAUUCACAUAAGAAAACUAUUUAUUUUUACACUUAUUUUAAUAUAGAAAAAUCUUUCAUACAUUUUUGCCGCGAGAAGUUUAAAGUUAAUUGUCUCAAUCCUCUUAAUGUGAAAUAACAGCUUUAAACUAUGGUACACAAAAAAUUAUAGUCUAUAUGAAUAUCACACAACUUGGUAUAUAUGCAAUAUAUGAAAGAAGUUUUGCGUAUUUUAAAAAAUACUGACCCCUAUACUCAGAAAAAAUUUAUCAAAUUCUUGUAAUUCAUUCAAAUAUUACAAAAUCUAAAAUUCUUUGUUGAAUUACAAUCCGCAGUUUAACUAUGUAUUUUACCAUAAUUGAAUUUUUGUAAAUUUUCUUAUUGAAUUGUAAAAUUGCUUCAAAAGAAGCGCACA